Arabidopsis thaliana (thale cress) is the source of this 1787-nucleotide messenger RNA. RefSeq lists its product as hypothetical. The transcript has 2 exons. NCBI's taxonomy places the organism in Eukaryota, Viridiplantae, Streptophyta, Magnoliopsida, Brassicales, Brassicaceae. The coding region runs from base 149 to 718 and encodes 189 amino acids. The record is from RefSeq and is marked reviewed.
GCCAACCCAUCACAUCAUCAUCAUCAUACAUCGCGGCUUUUAUAAGUAAACAAAUCGACUCUUAUGUAUUUCUCCCGACACAACACAAAGUUCAUAUAAUAAGAAAAACAGAGAGAAACACACAGAGAGCUAGAGGAGAGUGAGUGUCAUGGGUUGUGUUCGCUGCAAAUCAUCAGAUCCAUGGCAAACAUCUGCCAAUGCCUUUGAAUCCGUCGAUGAAUCCGGAAUCAACGAAGCCUGGGUUGAGAUCUCCAGCCGCAGAUCAUUUGUCGCCGGCGAAGGUAGUCGGAAGAAGCUAGAGAGGAAGAAGAGCCAAGUGUUACUGGAAGGUUACGUUGAGACUGCUUCUUCUUCCUCGGUGGAUGAUCAAAAGGACGAUCUGACGAGAUCCAAGAGUUUGACGGAUGACGACCUCGAAGAUCUUAGAGGUUGUUUAGAUCUAGGGUUUGGUUUUAGCUACGACGAGAUCCCUGAGCUCUGCAACACUUUACCUGCUUUGGAGCUUUGCUAUUCAAUGAGCCAGAAGUUCUUAGACGAUAAGCAAAAUAAAUCACCGGAAACUUCGUCGGUGGAAGAUUGUCCGUCGCCUCCACUGGUCACCGCCACUCCGAUUGCCAAUUGGAAGAUCUCUAGUCCCGGUGAUAAUCCGGAUGAUGUGAAAGCUAGGCUCAAAUACUGGGCACAAGCCGUUGCCUGUACUGUCCAAUUGUGCAGCUGAAUGAAUCAUUGUCACGUCUGAACCAGGAAUACUAGCGAAUGAGCAAUAUCUCAAGCAUUGGUAGCGGAGGAGGAGAUUUCAGAAAGUGGCAUUGGAAGGUCUAAAAUUGAACUGAAUAUCAACAAUGGUUCUCACUUAAUUCCAUGUAUGUGUACUAGUAGUUAGUAGUAUCUAGUCUAAUGAUUUUAUGAACGGAAAUAAAAGAUAUCACUUGAAUAAAACCAUCAAAUUCUUUCUCAUUUCCCUGCUGGUCUCAGCAUCUACAGCUUUAACAUCUGACAUCUUAAUAGCUCGAUUCUUCUCCUUAUGCAGUAGUGAGAGCAUUCACUUCACUUAACUGGUCAUGAUUCCGCUGAGGUAACUAAUCUAACUGUGUCUAUUAAGUAUUAACGGAGUGUGAUGCAAUUAUACCAUUCUGUGAACGGAUUAUGUGUUAAGCUACUGUGUAAAGCUUAUUACAUGUGAGAUAUGAAAGCUGGAGAUUGUUGUCCUUGUGCAGUGCUGAGAGACUUUGUGUUUAUGAGAGCUAUCACUAACUGGUUAUGGACCUCCACUUGCUGAGGUAACUAAUCUUAACUUGGUAACUAAAUCUACAACCCUCUUUAUGAAGGUACUGACAUUACUACUGUCCUCUGACAGUCUUUAACUCAUUCCAUUUUUGUGAGUGUGUGUUGAAUCUACAAACCUUGUGGCUAGAUAACCUAAUUUGGUGAUGCUCCUUAAUCAUUUCAUGAAGAAUCGAGUGGGACGAAGAGAAAGAUGAUAGACGCCAAAUAUUAUGUGUUUCCAUCUUUUUCGUUCUUCAUCAACUAAAAGAUGAUGGCUGAUUACAGUCCUAGAUGCUCUAUAUGGCGACUGAAGAUGAGUUAUUUUCUGGAAUUUAAGAGUGAGUGUAAAUAUAAGCUUAAACAGUUUCUGGUGACUGUUCUGUAAUACAUGUUAACGACUCCACUCAACAAUAAGUCUUGAGAGAACCUAAUCAAUGAAAUUCUGAACAUCAAACUCGUGACAUUUAAGAGUUGUUGCUCUAAAAUGUAUGAUUUUUUAUAUACUCGCGCAAUUCCAAGCC